This is a messenger RNA of Megalobrama amblycephala (Wuchang bream), 4235 nucleotides long. RefSeq names its product XK, Kell blood group complex subunit-related family, member 6a (gene xkr6a). The record is from RefSeq and is a predicted model, not a curated record. The transcript is spliced from 3 exons. The coding region runs from base 76 to 1821 and encodes 581 amino acids. Gene Ontology annotation, biological process: phosphatidylserine exposure on apoptotic cell surface; apoptotic process involved in development; engulfment of apoptotic cell. NCBI's taxonomy places the organism in Eukaryota, Metazoa, Chordata, Actinopteri, Cypriniformes, Xenocyprididae. Gene Ontology annotation, cellular component: plasma membrane.
UCCAGCACAGGUAUCGCGGAAAUGACGUCACGAAGCACGGAAGGAGGGGGGGGAUGAAGCGUUUCAGAGAGCAAGAUGGCAGCAAAAUCCGAUGGCGUGGGGGUCGUUGCCGGUUUCGCCCAGCUGCACAACCUGGACGAAGCGGUCGGCGACGAGGAUGCGCUGGACAGCUCGGCCAUACACAUCUGUCACUGCUGCAACACGUCGUCGUGUUACUGGGGCUGCAGGAGCGCGUGUCUGCAGUCGCUGCUGGGCGACAGGGAUGCUGGAGAACGCGGGCGGCCGCAGCAUCAGCAGCAGCCGGAGGAGCGCCUAUGGCUGGACUGCCUCUGGAUCGUCCUCGCGCUGCUCGUCUUCUUCUGGGACGUCGGGACGGACUUGUGGCUGGCCAUAGACUACUACUCCAAACGGGACUAUCUGUGGUUUGGGCUCACGCUGUUCUUCGUGCUGGUGCCGUCGGUGCUGGUCCAGAUUCUAAGCUUCAGGUGGUUCGUCCAGGAUUACACGGGCGGUGGGCUCGGGGCCGUGGAGGGGCUCAGCAGGAAAGCCACGGCGGAUCUGAGCUCGCGCAUCUACGGCAGGGACAGGUGCUGUGUGAUCUCGAUAUGGAUAUGGCAUGCCUGUGUGCACAUCCUUCAGAUGGGACAAGUGUGGAGGUAUAUCCGCACGAUGUACCUAGGCAUCCAGAGUCGGCGACAGAAGGAACACAGGCGGCGCUUCUACUGGGCGAUGAUGUACGAGUAUGCUGACGUCAACAUGCUCCGUCUACUGGAGACGUUUUUGGAGAGUGCCCCCCAACUGGUGCUACAACUCUGCAUAAUGAUCCAGAAGAACCGGGCUGAGACACUACAGUGUGUCUCCUCUGUUGCCUCCCUGCUCUCGCUGGCUUGGGUCAUGGCUUCGUACCACAAGCUCUUGCGUGAUUCCAGAGACGACAAAAAGAGCAUGAGCUACAGGGGUGCACUGAUCCAUAUCUUCUGGAGGCUUUUCACAAUAUCCUCUCGGGUGCUCUCCUUCGCUCUCUUCGCUUCCAUCUUCCACAUCUACUUCGGCAUAUUCGUGGUUGUGCACUGGUGUGCCAUGGCGUUCUGGAUUGUGCACGGAGGCACGGAUUUUUGCAUGUCCAAAUGGGAAGAGGUGCUCUUCAACAUGGUGGUGGGCAUUGUCUACAUCUUCUGCUGGUUCAACGUAAAGGAGGGCCGAACCCGGUACCGCAUGGUGAUCUACUACUUUGUGGUGCUUGCCGAAAAUACGGUGCUUACUUGUCUGUGGUACGCCUACCGAGACCCAGUCACUACUGACUCCUAUGCAGUGCCGGUGCUCUGCGGAGUUUACCUAACCUUCGCCUCAGGGGUGGUUUUCAUGGGCAUCUACUAUGGGUUCCUUCAUCCGAUGGGACCUAAAAUAAGGUUGCUAGCUAGCUCCUGUUGUGCUGAGCUUCUUUGGGGACUUCCAUUACCCCCGGAGGCCGAGCCCAUGGCACCCACUCCUGGUCCACGAGCGUCCCAACGCACUCCCACUCGGGCUUCCACGGGGGCCUUUGGCCUGCCGGAUGAUGCCACAGGAGACACCUGCCUGCCCGUGUUUCAGGUGCGCUCGCCCGAGCCCACCACUCCCUUGGGCCGUUACAGGCCAGAGGGUCCUCUUAUCAAGAUCGACAUGCCCAGGAAACGCUACCCGGCCUGGGACGCGCACUUUGUGGACAGGCGCUUGAGAAGGACGAUAAACAUCCUGCAGUUCAUCACGCCCGCGACCGUCGGAAUCAGGUACAGGGACGGACCGCUGCUGUACGAGCUCCUGCAGUACGAGUCAUCCCUGUGAUGGCUGGCUCUCUCCUACAUUUAGUUUCAGAUCUGCCACAUUUCUCAAAAUGCAUGCCAUUUUGGUUUCCGGAUAAAUUAUAUAAAUGUGUGUAAAAGAGGUACAGCAAGUGUAAGCAUCAAGCAUUGCACUUUUCUUUUACGUGAAUAGCCUCCUGAAGAUGUGUAUAUAUUUUGUAUGUAUAUACUGUCUCUUUUUUACGAUAUCUGUUUAGAAAUGUGUCCCCAUGAAGGGAUAUGAAUGCGUCAUGGUGUUUACAGCCAGCGGAAACCAUUACAUUGGAAAAAUGGAGAUCGGUUGACCACAUCAACACCGCCUUGGGUUUUUAACAACUUUUAUUAAUCUGUACUAACUGAUCUGAUAUUUCAGAGCUUAUUUUCACACUUCCAUCGAUCGAUAUGCUCAAGUUGACGUUUAUAUACAGAAAGUACCUGCUAUAACCUAGAAUUUUCCACUUGAAUAAAGGGGCGUUCACAUUGACAGUGAUUUGCAUGGACAGUGCAACAGGAAGUCACUUAUUUUCAGUAAGAGUUAUAGAUUUUCGCCUACUAGCAAACUACAGUAGAGCGAUUUAGCGACCUCUAGUGAAUAAAUCGCUGCACACGCCUCUUUAGACUGACCUCUACAGGCAAGAUUCUACUUCCUGUCAGACAAAAUCCAAGUGGCAUUCAUUGUCUGUUUGCCUUAAAAUCUGUAUUUAGCUUGUUAAAGUGUCUUUAUUCUUUGGUUAUUAAAGAAAUACCUCAUUGACUCUGUAUAGCACAGUUUAAGUCCAUUUAACCCUUUGCACAAUAUGAUUAAAAUGAACCUUGCACUGAGAAUCAUGUUAGACCUGUAUAGUUUAGUGGGAAUUUAGAAUAAUAAUUAAAGCACAUAACUCGUGGUUUUGAAGGAACCGUUUUGUACAGUGAAUAGCACAUUGAAUUGAUGAUUUUAAAUUUUUUUGUUCUUGGUUAUUGGUUAUAUGUUUUUGCUUUAUAGCUAUGUUCAUACCGCAAGCCAAAAUCUCUCAUUCUGAUUUUCAGCUCAGACUUUUUUAGAAAUAAUAUUUAUAAUUCUAAAUACCAGUAAAUAUUAUUUAAAAAAAGUUUAAUAAUAUUAUUUAUUUAUUAAUAUUUAUUCUUAUUAAUGUAUUUAUUGUAAUUUAAUAUUAUUAUAUAGUUCUUUUUAUUUAUGUGACUUUAAAUUAUACAAUGUAAUAUUUUUUUAUAAGCAGAAAUUUUAUAUUUAUUAUUAUUUAGGAGAUUUAGCAUUGUGCCACUGACCAUUUUUGCUUUUCCCCAUCUUCACUCCAAGGAUGAAAGUGUGCAAUCAUGACAAAUUUUGAGUUCAAAUGGUCGGCACUGUGUUCACACACGAGCAGAAAACAAAUCAGACUUGGCCUAGAUUCAGCUGCGGUGUGAACGUAGCCGUGUUCCUUAUCUCAGCAGAAAUAAGCACAGAAAACCCUUAACAAGGUGGCGUUGUAUGAACGGUCCUCUCCAUUAUUUCAACCUCUUUUCGAGCAUUUAGACUGCAUAGUGUAUACGGUUACUGCUCUCAUCUGUUUGUCUAGUGUCGUCAUCUAAAAUUCCAAGUAAUAAACUUGUGAGGUGCAGAAAUGUGGCUGUGGUUCUCUGAGGAACCCUGGCACACAUAUUUUUCCUAUGUGUAAUGACUUAAAUGUCAGUUUUUUACCAUUUAUUUUAUUCUAAGGUGCAAAAAGAUGCUAAGCUAAUGGCAUUUGAAGUUAUCUUUGCCUGAAUAUACCUGAGUGUAUUUACACAAGUAACCGUGGCAGAGUCUCACCAUAGGAGGAUUUUGCGAUCGUAUGAGAAGAGGAUGAUAAUUGCCUCAACACACAGGGCUUGCUGCUGCCCGCAGCGUGAAACAAAGCCAAAUCACAUCCUCUACUGUAACAGUACUGUCUCUCUCUGCUAUUGGUGCACCAGGCCGCCUGUCACGCUCAUCCUCCUUGCUGAUUGGUGCUUAUAGGGAAGCAUUUAUUUCUUAAUAACUAAGCAUGUAGAUUGUUUUUUGGUGCUACAUUUAUUCAUUUCUUUUGUAUUAUUUUGCCAUGUGGAAGUUUUAAAGGUGCACUAAGUUUUUUUUUUUUACUUUAAAAACAUUUUACCCCUAAAUAAAUAAACUGUACUUCUGAAAAAUGUUUAAAAUGACACACAUGCAAAGAAACAGUGCUCCUGUUGCAAAAUGCAUGAGGUGUCAAUCAAUUUCACUAUGGCUUGAUAUUGUUGCGUGUUGCAAUAGCCUAAUUGAAGUAUAAAAAUAAAAAGCUCUCACAAAUAUUGGGCAAAAUAGUACAUUUUUAAUGAGGCUGAACUGUUUUAACAAAUGCAUUUUGGUAUUGGAAUAAAUUAAAGCUGCAGUCCGCGAUUUUUCUUUUUUGUCGCCAUCUCUUGUUUGAAACCUGCAAU